UGAAGGCAGAUGAAGAGCCCAGGCCCUGCCCACAUGUGGAAGAACAUUGUGCUGCUCUUGCCCUCGCUGUUGGCUGUGCUUCAGACCGCUACUGCCGAGAAGAAUGGCAUCGAUAUCUACAGCCUCACGGUGGACUCCAGGGUCUCUUCCCGGUUUGCCCAUACCGUUGUCACCAGCCGGGUGGUCAACAGAGCUGAUACUGCUCGAGAAGCAACCUUCCAAGUGGAGCUCCCCAGGAAAGCCUUCAUCACCAACUUCUCCAUGGUCAUCGAUGGCGUGACCUACCCAGGGAUUGUCAAAGAGAAGGCUGAAGCCCAGAAGCAAUACAGUGCUGCCGUGGGCCGAGGAGAGAGCGCUGGCCUUGUCAAGACCACUGGGAGACAGACAGAGCAGUUUGAAGUGUCAGUCAAUGUGGCCCCUGGUUCCAAGAUUAUCUUUGAACUCAUAUACCAGGAAUUACUCCAAAGACGACUGGGAAUGUAUGAGCUACUCCUUAAAGUGAGGCCUCAACAGCUGGUCAAGCACCUUCAGAUGGACAUCUACAUCUUUGAGCCUCAGGGUAUCAGCCUCCUGGAGACAGAGAGCACCUUCAUGACCCAGCAGCUGGAAGAUGCCCUUACCACUUCACAGAACAAGACCAAGGCACAUAUCCGGUUCAAGCCGACACUCUCCCAGCAACAAAAGUCUCAGUAUGCACAGGACACGGUGCUGGAUGGAGAUUUCAUUGUCCGCUAUGAUGUGAACCGGUCUGUCUCUGGGGGCUCCAUUCAGAUUGAGCAAGGCUAUUUUGUGCACCACUUUGCCCCAGAGGACCUUCCUACAAUGUCCAAGAACGUGCUCUUUGUCAUUGAUAAAAGUGGAUCUAUGUCAGGCAGGAAAAUCCAGCAGACCCGAGAAGCCCUAGUCAAGAUCUUGAAAGACCUCAGCCCAGAUGACCAGUUCAACCUCAUUGUGUUCAGCGAGAGAGCCAGCCAAUGGGAGCCGUCGCUGGUGCAAGCCACAAAAGAGAACUUGGACCGGGCUGUAAAGUAUGCUUCCAAGAUCCACGCUCAGGGAGGGACCAACAUCAAUAGCGCAGUGCUACUGGCUGUGGAGAUGCUGGAUAGAAGCAACCAGGCUGAGCUACUGUCCUCGAAGAGCGUCUCCCUUAUCAUCCUGCUCACGGACGGGGAACCCACUGUGGGAGAGACCAAUCCCACGAUUAUCCAAAACAACGUGCAGGAAGCCAUCAGCGGGCGGUAUAGCCUCUUCUGCCUGGGGUUUGGCUUUGAUGUGCACUAUCCUUUCCUGGAGAAGCUGGCGCUGGACAAUGGUGGCCUGGCCCGGCGCAUCUAUGAAGAUUCGGACUCUGAGCUGCAGCUUCAGGACUUCUACCACGAAGUAGCCAAUCCACUGCUCUUAUCGGUGGCCUUUGAGUACCCCAGUGAUGCUGUGGAGGAUGUCACGCGGUACAACUUCCAACACCACUUCAAGGGCUCAGAGAUGGUGGUGGCUGGGAAGCUCCAGGACCAGGGCCCUGAUGUCCUCGUAGCCAAAGUCAGUGGGCAGAUGCACAUGAAGAACAUCACUUUCCAAAUGGAGGCCAGCGUGGCCCAACAAGAGAAGGAAUUCCAGAACCCCAAGUACAUCUUUCACAACUUUAUGGAGAGACUCUGGGCACUGCUAACUAUACAGCAACAGCUGGAGCAGAGGAUUUCAGCAUCAGGUGCCAAAUUAGAGGCCCUUGAGGCCCAAGUUCUGAACUUGUCCCUCAAGUACAAUUUUGUCACCCCUCUCACGCACAUGGUGGUCACCAAGCCUGAAGGUCAAGAACAAUUUCAAGUUGCUGAGAAGCCUGAGGAAGUCGCUCAAGGCCAUCGUUUCCAGUCCCCUACCAGAGGAUCUAAACUGAUGACCUUCCUGAAAGGAAGUAGGUACCAUAUGAUGCCCAGACAACACAUUCUUCCUGGACUUUCUGCAUCUCCUGGGCUUCCUGGGCGUCCUGGGCCUCCUGGGCGUCCUGGGCCUCCUCCUUUUGCUUCUGGCUUUGACAGCCUGCAGCCUUCCUUAGGAAGGAUGCUAGACCUGCCGACCUCAGUCGAUGUACCUGUGCUCAUGUUCCCCUCAGCAUCACAAGAUCCUGUCAACCCACGUCUGGCUGUGUUACCAACUGUGGAGGUAAAAGAAAGCACCAUACCAGAGGAAUCCCCAAGCCCAGACAACCCCCAAGUUCCUCCUAUUAUCUUGCCGCUUCCGGGAUCCAGUGUGGACGAGCUCUGUGUGGAUAUCUUACAUUCCGAGAAGCCCAUGAAGCUGUUCAUAGACCCCAGUCAGGGGCUGGAGGUGACUGGUAAGUAUGAGAAUGCUGGGUUCUCAUGGAUCGAGGUGACCUUCCAGAAGCCUCAUCUGCAGGUCCAUGCGACCCCUGAACGAUUGGUGGUGACACGGGGCCGAAAAAACACUGAAUACAGGUGGAAGAAGACACUGUUCACUGUGUUGCCUGGCUUGAAGAUGACCAUGGACCAGAUGGGACUCCUACAGCUCAGCGGCCCGGACAAAGUCACCAUCCGCCUCCUGUCCCUGGAUGACCCUCAGAGAGGACUGAUGCUGCUUUUGAGUGACACCCAACACUUCUCCAACAACGUUAAAGGGGAGCUCGGUCGAUUUUACCGGGAUAUCAAGUGGGAUACACCCAUUGAGCCAGAUAAUACAAGGCGGGCAGUCAGAGCUCAAGGAGUUGACUACCUGGCUACAAGAGAGCUCAAGAUGAGUUACCAGAAAGGGUUCCCAGGAAGAAUGAUUUUCUGCUGGACGGUGAAGAUAUAGAACUGUUAGGAGCAUCGCUCCCCACCAUGUUGUCCUCGUAUGCAGGCAGAUGACACCGGAUGCCAACAGGGCUGCCUGUGAGGGGAGGAGGAUGCCCCCUGGCUACAAAUAAAGAA
Molecule: messenger RNA, 2921 nt
Organism: Apodemus sylvaticus (European woodmouse)
Lineage: Eukaryota; Metazoa; Chordata; Mammalia; Rodentia; Muridae
Gene: Itih4
Product: inter-alpha-trypsin inhibitor heavy chain 4
Exons: 22
Coding region: 10-2805 (931 amino acids)
Biological process (GO): hyaluronan metabolic process
Molecular function (GO): serine-type endopeptidase inhibitor activity
Source: RefSeq, a predicted model, not a curated record